Messenger RNA from Cheilinus undulatus (humphead wrasse), 2325 nucleotides. Its product is annotated as aspartate aminotransferase, cytoplasmic-like. Gene Ontology annotation, molecular function: pyridoxal phosphate binding; L-aspartate:2-oxoglutarate transaminase activity. The record is from RefSeq and is a predicted model, not a curated record. Gene Ontology annotation, cellular component: cytosol. The transcript has 9 exons. Lineage: Eukaryota; Metazoa; Chordata; Actinopteri; Labriformes; Labridae. Bases 128 to 1360 code for a protein of 410 amino acids. Gene Ontology annotation, biological process: L-aspartate biosynthetic process.
UGUGUCCGUCCUGUAGCAGCGGGUGAAGGUGAACCCUGCGGUCUCUCGCUCCCUGUCCGCCGCUGGAAGCUCUCUCUCCCCGUCUCCUCCUCCUCCUGCACCGGGAACGCCUGCCUCGUCCGGAGCCAUGUCCGUGUUCAGCGAUGUCCCGCAGGCUCCUCCGGUAGCUGUCUUCAAACUGACCGCUGAUUUCAGGGAGGACAGCCACCCGCAGAAGGUGAACCUGGGAGUCGGAGCUUACCGUACUGAUGACUGCCAGCCCUGGGUGCUGCCUGUGGUGAAGAAGGUGGAGCGGCUGAUCGUGGAGGACGACAGCCUGAACCACGAGUACCUGCCCAUCCUCGGACUGCCUGAAUUUCGCUCCGCCUCCUCCAAGGUCGCCCUGGGAGACGACAGCACCGCCAUCAAAGAGAACAGGGUGGGAGGGGUCCAGGCUCUGGGUGGGACAGGUGCGUUGAGGAUCGGAGCUGAGUUCCUGCGGCGUUGGUACAACGGCGUCAACAACACAGCCACACCGGUCUACGUCUCAGCACCCACAUGGGAGAACCACAACGCUGUGUUUGCUGAUGCUGGUUUCAAAGACGUCCGGCCUUACCACUACUGGGACGCUGCGAAGAGAGGUCUGGACCUGGACGGGCUCUUAGACGACCUGGAGAAAGCUCCAGAAUGCUCCAUCUUUGUUCUCCACGCCUGCGCACACAACCCCACCGGCACCGACCCGACCCAGGACGAGUGGAAGAAGAUCGCAGAGAUCAUGAAGAGGAGGAAUUUGUUCGUGUUCUUCGACUCGGCCUAUCAGGGUUUCGCCUCUGGCAGUCUGGAUAAAGACGCCUGGGCCAUCCGCUACUUUGUCUCUGAGGGCUUUGAGCUGUUUGUGGCUCAGUCCUUCUCCAAAAACUUUGGCCUUUACAAUGAGAGAGUUGGUAACCUCACCGUAGUCGCUCAGGAUAAUGACAACCUGACCCGCAUCCUGUCCCAGAUGGAGAAGAUCGUCAGGACGACUUGGUCCAACCCGCCGUCUCAGGGAGCUCGCAUCGUCAGCAAGACGCUCAACAGCCCCGAGCUCUUCGCUGAAUGGAAGGGGAAUGUGAAGACCAUGGCGGACCGUGUCCUUUUGAUGAGGGAUCAGCUGAAGUCCAAGCUGCAGGCUCUGGGCACCCCGGGGACCUGGGACCACAUCACCCAGCAAAUCGGCAUGUUCAGCUUCACCGGCCUGAACCCCAAGCAGGUGGAGUUCAUGAUCAAAGAGAAGCACGUCUACCUGAUGGCCAGCGGUCGCAUCAACAUGUGCGGCCUGACCUCCAAGAACAUCGACUACGUCGCUCAGUCCAUCCACGAGGCCGUCACCACAGUCCAGUAGGGGGCUCCUACUCUCCGCCCACUUGCUGCCUCCUGCACGCCACAGGAAGCACCGUCAUGUGUGUGUGCCCUCGUACACCCUUCCUCUUCUGCUUAUCCUGCCCUCUGAUUGGUUAAACUGCAGCAGUUUAACCAAUAGGAGGGUUUUUCUGUUUCUCACAUGAAGGUUAAAACUUUCUGGGAGGUGCAAUGAUUUUAGGGAGACACUUGAACGCACACACAGCCAGAUCUCACCGUCAGCAGAGCUCAAAGCGUCUUUGAUUCAACUCCAUGCUUUCAAAGGUUGACUGUUCAUGUGCUGCACCAAUCAUCUGUGGUCACUAAAGGUCAGCUCUGGCUGGUAAAACCAAAUUAUAGUGCUUCCUUAUCCAUUUAAAGAUGCAGUUAUCUGUAUUAUUGAACAAAUGCUGGUGAUGUAAAUAGAUGUAAUCACUGUAAAAGGUCCUUUAAUUUCCUUCAGAAGCACACAACUCCUUAAACUCUCAGCCCACAGCAAACCACCCCAGCCUAGUCUAGAUUUCUUUUUAUUCACAGUAAGACUGUAUAAAUAUAAUCAAGAAUUGGCACAGAUGUGUAUAGUUAAAGUUAAAGAAGGGCAUUCUGAGAUCAACGGUUAACGUCAUGUGACCAGGCAAACAUUUGAAAGUCAUGCGUGUGCCUGAUGUUGUAGGUCUUGCCUUGUCAGACCCGUACAGCUAAACGUUGACGAUCGUAGCGAUUGACUGUGCCAUUGAGAACAAAAUCACCUCCUUUUCUUUCCUUUAUCUCCGCUUUUAUUUUGUCUCCACCCUGCAGUGCCCUUAUUGUGUUACAGAACGCCUCUGUGUGUCGUAUCGAGCCGCUGCGAUCAGACCUCAGGGCUCUGACGCCCCUUUGUCACGUGACCAUUCUGUGGUGUUUGUGUAAGUGCACACAGCAGUAUGUGUGUUCAUAUACUGAAAUAAAUUAUAAACACCAGGUAACAAA